AUGGGGGACUCACGACCGACGCAUCAGCAUGCCGAUGCAGACGGCCACUUUCGCCGGAAAGAUAGCCAGUUCCGUAACUGGAUCUCCAAAGAGCCAGGUUCCAAGUUCACACCUGAAAAGGACAGAUAUGCCCUUUAUGGGAACUACGGAUGCCCUUGGGCACAUCGAACAAUCCUCGUCCGCGGACUCAAGUCUCUCGAACCCGUCAUCCAGCUCAUUACCACCGACUUCGACUUGACCGAGAAUGGCUGGACCUUCACCGGCCGAAACGGCAGCUUGGGGGCCGAUCCCUUGUAUGGCUUCACGGGCCUGAAGCAGCUCUACUUGAAGGCCGAUCCAGAAUAUGUUGGCCGUUAUACCGUGCCCGUGCUAUGGGAUAAGAAGACGGAGACAAUAGUGAACAACGAGUCGUCCGAGAUCAUCCGCAUGCUGUAUGAUCAAUUUGACGAUUUCUUGGAACCCGAUCAGAGGGAGGUCAACAAACCUGGCGGGGGACUCUACCCUCCGCACCUGAGGUCAGAGAUUGACGCCAUGAACGAGUGGGUAUAUAACACAAUCAACAAUGGCGUGUACAAGACAGGGUUCGCAACCACACAGGAAGCCUACCAUGCCAACGUCUACCCUCUGUUCAAGUCACUCGAUCGUCUGGAGGAACACCUGAAGAAUCCCGCCCACCAACCAUACCUGUUUGGCGGACAAAUCACCGAAGCGGACAUCAGGCUAUACACCACCCUCGCGCGUUUUGACGUUGCAUACUACAACAUCUUCAAUUGCAAUCUGAAAAUGAUCCGGCACGACUACCCUCGCCUUUCGAAGUGGCUGCGCAACCUCUACUGGGACACGUCCGACCGCACCAAUGGUGGCGUGUUCAAAAACACCACAUUCUUUGAAGUCUACAAGUAUGGCUACCUCCGAGCCAAGGGUCGUCAGGUGCACGGCGGGACCGACUUUGGAUGGACGCUGAUCAUCCCCGCCGGGCCGGUUCCCGACAUUGAACCUCUGACGGACGAAGAGGAGAAGGAACUGAUCGAGGGUACCACCAGAAAAGUGAACGGCUUAAUGCUCGACAGCAAUAACCUAGGCGCCUCAGCCAACCCGUUCAGCGCCAAUGGAGACAAGGCCGGCAUGGGCGCCAUCUUCGGCGCGGACGUCGAUUCCCCCGACGUGGGCGGUGAGGAUAGCGUCACCACGCCGACCACCGCGGCCGCGACGACCAGCGUGGGCAGUCCCGCCAGCACCAGAGACGGAGGGGACGAGGACGACGGAGACGCGGGCUUUGACGAGAACGGCGAGUUCCACCCGCGCAGGGUGAUUAAGAGGCGAACCACAUACAGCGACGCCAACGCCAAGUGGUACAAGGCGGCGAAGAAGGCCGAGAAGAAGAUGGGCGCCCCGAGCAUGCAUUUGGCGCUAUAG
This is a messenger RNA of Fonsecaea pedrosoi CBS 271.37, 1416 nucleotides long. RefSeq lists its product as uncharacterized. Lineage: Eukaryota; Fungi; Ascomycota; Eurotiomycetes; Chaetothyriales; Herpotrichiellaceae. Bases 1 to 1416 code for a protein of 471 amino acids. Gene Ontology annotation, cellular component: cytoplasm. The record is from RefSeq and is a predicted model, not a curated record. The transcript is spliced from 3 exons. Gene Ontology annotation, molecular function: glutathione transferase activity.